AUGGCACUGCAAGAGGAGAGCUCCCCUCAGCAGCAGGAGCAGCAGCAAGAAGAGCAGCAGCAGCAGCAGCAGCAGCAGGAGCAGCAACAAGCAGAGCAGCAACAACAGCAGCAAAACGAUGGCGCGUCACCUGCCGACCGUAGCCCCUCCGGCAACUCUACAACGCCCGAGCAGCCACAGCAGCAGCAGCAGCAGCAGGAGCAGCAGCAGCAGCAGCAGCAACAGGAGGGGGACCUCACCGCAGCGGAGCUGCAGUGCAGAAACGACAAGUUGCUGCUGCAGCAGAACUCUCUUCUUGACUCGCUAACGUCUGAAAGGAUCUCCAGGCUAGCAGCAGAACGGCAGGCUCUUGCUGCAGCAGCAACAGCAACAGUUGCGGAGGGGAAGGCGAAGCUGCUGCAGCGGCGGCUCGAUGCUGCAGAAGCAGCGCAGCACCUGCUGCAGCAGCAGCUAGAGGACUCGCAGCAGAAGCAGCAGCAACUGGAGCAGCAGCUGCAGCAAGCCAGCAGAGACUCGACUGCAGCAAAGGCAGCAGAGCAGCAGCAAAAGGAGCAGCAGCAGCAACAGCAACAAGAGCAGCAGCAAAAGUAUGAUGAAGUGCAUAACUUGCUGCAGCAGCUGCAGCGCAAGUACGCUUGCUUACAACAGCAGCAGGAGUUGGAUGCUGCUGCUGCUGAGGAGAAGCAGCGCCUGCAGCAGGAGCUGCUGGACAUGAGGCAGAGUCUGCUGCAGCAGAAGGAUGCAGUUGCUGCAGCACAGCAGCAAGUGAUUGAGGAGCUGCAGCAGCAGAAGCAGCAGCUGCUACAGGAGGCCGAAGCAAGAGAGGCAGAGUUGAAGCAAGCACGCGAAGACGCAGCUGCAGCAGAAGCAGCAGCAACGGCGAGCAGCACAGACAGCGAGCAGCAGCAACAGCAGCAGCAGCAGCAGCAGCAGCCUGGCAUGACUGAGGAGGAAGCAAAGCUGCAGCUGCAGAAGAUGUCGGAGCAGCAGCAGCAGCAGCAGCACCCGACAGACCUAGCAAUUAAACUUCUAAUGGAGUUGGAUGCAAAAUCUCACCAGUGCAACGUGCUGAGGGGACAGAUGCAACAACAGCAGCAGGACGCUGAGGCUUGGAAGGCGGCGGCGCAGCAGCUGCAGCAGCAGCAGCAGGUGCUGCAGCAGCACCUGCAGCAGCAACAGACGGAGUUGCAGCAGCAGCUGCAGCAGCAGGCGGAUCAGGAGUGCCGUAUGCAGCAGCUGCUGCAGCAGAACAGGAAGAAGAGUCAGCAGAUUCAGCUCUUAGAGAGCGAGUAUGGAGAGAAGGAAGAGGAAGCCAGACGGUACAUGCACCGCAACGACGAGCUGCUGCAGCAAGUUGCUGCUGCUGCUUGGGAGCUGCAGCGGCUGAGGCAUGAGCAGCAGCAAGGCAUCGCAGCAGCAGCAGGGUCGAGCAGCAGCGAGCAGCAGAGCGCAGCAGCAACAUUGCUAGACUAUCAAAAGCUGCUGGGGUAUUCCAACAAGCUGAAGCUGCAGCUGCUGCAGCUGGCGGAACACCGGGAGGCUGCAGAGAAGCAGCAGCAACAGCAGCAGGAGCAAGAGCAGCUGCAGCUGCAGCACGAACUUCGGGAGUUGCAGCAGCAGCUGCAGCAAGUUCAGGCAGACCGCAAGGAGCUUGCUGCUGCAGUAGAGCGGCUGCUGCAGCAGCGGAAGCAGCUGCAGCAGCAGCUAGAGGAAGUGCGACAAGAUGCUGCCCUCGAACAGCACCCGAAGGCAGCAGACCAGCAGACGGUAGCAGCACAGCAGCAGCAGCAGCAGCAGCAGCAGCACACCAAAGUUGCGGAGCGCCUGGAAGAAGCUGAAGAUAAAAUGAGACGUUUUGUCGCGCAGAUGCAAGAAGUCGCAGCCACCUUAUGCCUGGAGCAGCAGCAGACUAACAAGUUGCUGACAGAGAAGCAGCAGCAGCAGCAGCAGCUAGCGGAGCAGAAAGCAACGGCAGACUUCUUCCGGAGCGAGUGCACGCGGCUGCAGCAGCAGCUGCAGCAGCAGCAGCUGCAACUGCAGCAAAGCAACAGCAGGGCAACGAUAGCGGAGCAGCGCAGCAGACAGCUAGAAGAGCAGGCGCAGGCCUUAAGAGAUGAACUGCAUGCACUGAAGCAGCAGCAGCAGCAGCAGCAACGGGAGGCGAGCCAGCAGCAGCAAGCCUUGCACUCAAAAGAGCUGCUGCUAGUCGAGUUGCAGCAGCAGCUGCAGCAGCAGCAGCAGCAGGCUACUGCAGCAGACGUGCAGCACGAGGAACGCUGUGCUUCCCUCCAGGUGCAGCUGCAGCUGCAGCAGCAGCAAAACGCCACGCUGCUGCAGCAGCAUAAGCAAGAUACGCAGCAGCUGCAGCAGCAGCUAGCCAACCUCAGUGAUGUCUCCAGAGAAAGAGAGUCGCAGCAUGCAGAAGCAAGAGCAGCAGCAGCAGCAGCACAGGAAGAGCUGCAGCAGCUCAAGCCUACCGUCGAGCAACUGCAGCAGCAAACGCUGGAGCUGCGCGUCCGCCUGGAGGAGAAGGAGAAGAUUAUAUGGCUGCUGCAGCAACGUGCUGCUGCUGCAGCAACGACAGACAGCAGCAGCAACAACAACAACCACAACAACGGCAGCCGCCCUGUGAGUGGUGCUGCAGCAGGAGCUGCUGGUGCUGCUGCUGCUGAGGCUGCAGCAGACACCGCAGCAGCAGGAGCAGCGUCGUCACCAAAUCAGCAGCAGCAGCAGCUGCAGCAGCAGCAGCAGCUACAGCAGCUACAAGACGAACUCGAGAGCUGCAAGGCCUUAAAGCAGCACUGGCAGCAGGCAGCAGUGGAGGCGCAGCAGCAGCAGCAGCGCAGCAACGAGCAACAGCAGCAGCUGCAGCAGCAACUCCAAGAGAAGGCUGACAGCAUCACUCAGCUGCAAGACAAGCAGCAGCAAAUAGAGUCUCUUCUCAACGAUAAGGCAAGCUCAACACUGCAGAUAGGACAGCUGGAGGCUACGAUCACAGCUCUGAAGGAGGAGCAGCAGCAGCAGCAGGACGCAGCAGCAAGUGCAGCAGCAGCAGCAGCAACGUCGGACAACUUGCGGCAGCAGCUGCAGCACUUAGAGAGCGAAUUAGAGAGAGAGAAAAAGGCAGCAGCAGCAGCAGAAGAGAGAUACCGCAGAGAGGUUGACGCUCGCGCUGCAGAUAUGCAGCAGCUUGAACGAGCAGAGAAGCAUCAGCAGCAGCAGCAGCAGCAACUCCUUGCACUCGAGAAAGACCUCAGCGACACACGAGCAGAACUUAAGAGCACACGAUCUGCUGCUGAAGAGGAGAGUGUGUCUCUGCUGCGAAGCAACGCGAGUUUGCUGCGUGAUGUUGAGCGACUUCGAACGGAGACAAAAUCUCUUCACGCACAAAUCAAAGAAAUCACCUCAUGCAGCGAGUCUCCUGUUGAGAGCAGUGGGGACAGCAGCAGCAGCGGGAGCAGCAGCAGCAGCAGCAGCAGCAGCAGCAGCAGGGAGCGUCAGCCACAAGAGCGUUUGCUGCAUGCCCGAUUAGAGGAAUCUCUAUUGCUUCGUGCAGCAGCAGAAGAGGAGUUAAGAGCAGCAAGGAUUGAGAGUGUGCAGCGCGAAGUGCAGCUAAAACAGCUAAAGCGGUCUCUAGAGGAUAUGAAGGCUGCAGCAGAAAGAGACAGCAAACAAAACGAAGUGCUGCAGCGCCAGCUGCAGCUAGCAGCAGCAAAAGAGCAGCUGCUCUCUCGUGUACCCUCUCUAGAGCUUGCUGCAGCACAGCUUAAUGCUGAGUUGAAGACAGCUCACGAGCGGCUGCAGCAGCAGCAGCAGCAGCUGCAGGAGAUGCGGGAACAGCAGCAGCCGCUGCAGCUGCGGGUGCGGCAGCUAGAAGCAGCACUAGAGGAGCAGCAGAGGCAGCACAAAGCAGCAAAGCAGCAAGCAGCAGAGUGGAAGAAUAACUACCACAACGUUCUCAAGCGCUUUGAAGGGGUGGAUAGGGGAGAGCUGGAGCAGCUGCGACAGGAGAAGAGCCGAUUUGCACAGCGAAUGCAGCAGCUGCUCUCUGAACGACAAAAGGAAGCUGCUGCUCUCAAGGAGAGCGAAGUUAAGAGGACGGAGUUGGAGAGCGCGGUGUCGAAGCUGCAGCAGGAGGUUAGCAGCAGCAGCACGGAGAAGCAGCAGCUUCAGCAGCAGGUGCAUCAGCUGCAGCAGCAGCAGCAGCAGCUUCGAUCGCUGGAGCAACAGACAGGAGCUUUGAAGCAGCAGCAGCAGCAGCUGCAGGAGGAGUUGCUGCGGGAGCGGAAAUCAAAUGAAAUGCUGCGCUCGCGCUUAGGGCAGCAGCAGCAAAACGCAGGAUCAGCAGCAGCACUUUCUCCUGAAGUUGCUGCUGCUGUUGGUCGUGUUGUUCGAGUGGGAGUUGUCUCUUGUGCUGCAGCGCAGCAAGCAUUAAAUGUUGUUAAGACAGCAGCAGCAGCCGCACACGAUGAAGGCAAGAAACAGGCUUUGAAAGAUGCUGCUGCUGCUGCGGCACACCAGGAGAUAACUACUCUGCAGCAGCAAAAGCAGCAGCAAGACAAGGAGCUCGCUGGAGUGAGACAGCUGCUGCAGCAGCAAACAGAAGAGAACCAAGUCUUACAGAAGCAGCUCGCUGAUCAGCAGCUGCUGCUGCAGCAGCAAGCUGCUGCAGCAGAAGAGGAGCAGCACCACUUGCUCUCGCAGCUGCGCCGCACACAGGAGGACCUGAGGAAGGCGCAGCAGAACCAGCAGCUGCAGCAGCAGCAGCUCCAGCAGCUGCAGCAGCAGCAGCAGCUUCAACAGCUGCAGCAGCUGCAGCAGCGACACCAGCAGCUGCUGGAGGGUCAAGGCACCGAAGACCCUUCGGUGUUGCUCCUGCUGCAGCAGCACGAGCAGCAGCAGCAGCAGCAGCAGCAGCAGGCCUCUGUCACUUCCAAACGCAUUAUGCAUGAGCAGCAGUUGCUGCAGCAGCAGCAGAGACCUGAAAAAAUGCAUAAGCGGGAGCAGGCGGACGACGUCAGUGCUGCUGCAGCAGCAAGAGCAGCAGAAGCAGCUGCUGCAGUUGCUGCUGCAGCGCCGGAGCCCCAGCACGCACAGCAGCAACAGCAGCAAGAGAGCGAACCUGGUGAGGAUUCGCCGCAGCAGCAGCAGCAGCAGCACGAAGAGGAAGAGGAGCAGCAGCCCGAAGAGCAGCAGCAGGAGGAGGAUGAGCAGCAGCACCAGCAGCAAGAAGAAGAAAUGCAAGAGGUAGAGCCGCUGCAGGAAGCCCAGCUGCCGCUGCAGCAAACAAGCAACACUCCUCAGGAGCUCACUGAAGAUAUAGCAGCAGACAGUGCAGCAGAGGAGCAGCAGGAAUCGCAAGAGAUGCUUCAUGAGCAGCAGCAACAGCAGCAGCAGCACGAAGAGCAGCAGCAGGAAGAAGAGCACCAGGAGCAGCAACAGCAGGAAGAGGAGGAACAGCAGCAGGAUGACGAAGAGCAGCAACAACAGGAAGAGGAGCAGCACCACGAACAGCAGCAGCAGCACCACGAGCAGCAGCAGCACGACGAAGAGCAGCAGCAGCACGCGGAGCAGCAGCAGCAGCAGCAGGAGGAGCAACAGCAGCAGCAGGAGGAGCAACAGCAGCAGCAAGAGGACCAACAGCAGCAGCAGGAGGAGCAGCAGCAGCAGACGAGCGAGUCUUCUCAGCUUGAAGACAUCAGUGAGGAGUCGUCUCAGCCGCAGCAGGAAGAGCAGCAGCAGGAGCAGCAGGAGGAGGAGCAGCAGCAGCAGGAAGAGGAGCAGCAAGACGUCUACUCUCUGAUGGAAGAAGACGAACAGCAGCAGCAGCAAGAACAGCAGCAGCAGCAGCAGCAGCAGGAUUCGGAGUCCACCACUGGGCAGGCACCUUCAACCCCUGGAGAAUCUGUUGCCCCUGAGGAGCAGCAGCAGCAGCAACAGCAGCAACAGCAGCAGCAGCAGCCAGCUGCUGAGGAUGAGGGGCCAGAAGAACUCGCUGUUGAAUCUGCUCCCGCAGCAACAUGGCAGUGA
Messenger RNA from Eimeria acervulina, 6030 nucleotides. RefSeq lists its product as hypothetical. The record is from RefSeq and is a predicted model, not a curated record. The transcript is spliced from 14 exons. The coding region runs from base 1 to 6030 and encodes 2009 amino acids. NCBI's taxonomy places the organism in Eukaryota, Apicomplexa, Conoidasida, Eucoccidiorida, Eimeriidae.